UUGACGUACACAUAUGACAACAACUUACAGGACAUACAUUUAACAGAGAAUGUAAAUCCUAUAAAAACAGACGUAAUUUUUGUUCUUGUAAAGUGUUAUUGGUAUUUGAUUCUCAUGUACAUACAUGGAUUACGCGAUGAUUUGCCUGGAGGGCAAAUUACAGUCAACAUCUAGAUCUAAAUCUCAGACACUGGACAGUGCCUAAUUCCGCCACAUCUGGAAGAUGCGACCAGAUGGGGAGAGCUAUGUGGGUAGCUAUGUCAAGGUCAUACAUGACUUUCACACUGAUCUUGAUGGAGAGGUCAGCCUGGUAAAAGGUGAAAUUUUCAAGGUCUCAAAGGUUAUAGAUAAAAACUGGCUGUGUGGAGCAAGUCGUGACAAGUCAGGUAAUUUCCCAACAGAUUUUGUGGACAAGAUUCAUCUGCCAAGUGUGGCUAAUGGCCAGAAGAUCUUUGCUGCUGUUGAAAACUUCCAAGCUCAACAGACCGGAGACCUCAACAUUGCGAAAGGCGAUGUCAUAAUUGGCCUGCACCAGAUCGAUGACAACUGGUGGCAGGGCCAGAACCAGGGUAACAUGGGCAUGUUUCCCAUCACUCACGUCAUAGAGCUCGAGAUUCCCUCCCAGCUCAAGCAGCGGUCAAUGAACGUCCAUGCCACCGAAACUUUAUUCGCCCAGGCGCUUGUGGCUGCUAAAGGACAGCUUGAUGAAGAGUUGAGUUUCCAGGCAGGGGACAUAAUUAAGGUCACAGAGGUGAUUGACGAGGAUUGGUAUGUGGGUGAGUGUCGUGGGAAGUCUGGAAUGUUCCUGGCCGCCUGUGUGCAAUUGCUGAAUGAAGGAGAAUGUCAACAGAGUGCUCAAAAGGAAAGCAGUGUUAGCAAGCACACAGGGGGCUCUGUGUCUCAGAACUCAAACUUUAAGGAUCAAGGUGGUAGCUUUCAGACUAAAAGCAUCUCUACUUCGAUACAUUCUGGUUAUCCUGGUGACAUUUCUGGCAGUGAUAAGCAUUUAAACACAGUACCAGAAGGUAACUAUCAUAAGUCUGGAAGUCUUGAUAGAACUACAAACUUGGCGUCUUAUACCAGUGAAAACACCAAGGCCCAUGUGGGUGACACAGAGGCUGGUGUGACACCCUAUGCUAGGACACUGUACCCUUUUUCUGGGGAAAUGCCUGGGGAACUUAGUUUUGAAGCCAAUGAAAUAGUUACGCUAAUUCAGCAUGUUGAUGAACAAUGGAUUGAGGGGGAAAUUGACGGCAUAAUAGGACUGUUUCCAGCAACUUAUGUAGAAGUUGUAGUGGACUGCCCAUAUGCAUUUUGUUUUGAUGAUACGUGUGAGGAAAAUACUCAAAAAAGCUGUGAUAAAGAUUAUAAUACUUACACUACUAAUAAAGAUGAGAAAUCCAAUGAACUUAAUGUUGCAGAUAAUUCUGCAAUGCCCUUUAUGGUUAAUGACAAAUCUGUUGAUUUGUGUGAAAGCUAUGCUCUAGUUUUAUACACAUUUGCUCCAGAGACAGAUGCAGACUUAGGCAUUAAGGAAGGGGAAACAGUGACUGUAAUUAAACAGGUUGAUGAUAACUGGAUGUUAGUUUGUAAUGAAGCAGGGCAGACUGGUAUGUGCCCAGUAACAUUCCUUGAUGUGAUUGGUUCUCCUCCUAGCAAGCAUUUACAUGACACAAACGAUAAUGAGAUUAAAGCAACAAAACACACACAAAGCAAAAAGGAUGCUGCAAUUACUGAAAAUGUAUUAAAAGGAGUGACAUUGACACAAAACAGUGCAAUAGAUAGUUACAAUUCGAAUGAAAGUGAUGUGAAUAAGUCAUCAGCAAGUUCAAACAAAUCUGUAAGUCAAACCAAUCUUACCAAAACGGCAAAACCAGUUUUAAAACCAAAACCAGCAUUGACCUCAAAGCCGGCAUUAAAACCCAAACCCUUAUUGGCCCCAAAGCCAUUUAACUCUACUCAAUCUGGUACUAGACCUGUGUCAUUUGAUCCAGCAGCAACAAUGCCAAAGUCAAACUCUGUCAGAUGUUUGUCAGAAAUUAUUUCAGAAAAAAAUGGACUGCAGGAGGGCAUGUAUAAAGCUCACUCUAUGUAUGAAAUUCAUAACCACAGCGAAAAAGCUGCUUCAAAUAUAGGAUCUGAUUGUGGAAGUACAGGCAGCAAUAACUCACUGAAUGCUAGUUUUGAACCCAAGAAGUCUUCAAGUGAGUCAAGAAAGUCUUUCAAAGAAUUUGAUCUUUCUAAACCACUGGAUAGCAUUAUUAAGGAUGAGCUUGUAAAAGCCAGAAAGGAAGCUGAAACAAAGUCCAAAUAUGGCUCAACUCUUUCAAAGGAGUCAACAGGAAGAGGUCACUUCAUAUACACAUCAGAAAUGGAGCAAAAGACUAGCCAGUCAAGAUCUUCCGGAAACUAUUCUCGUGAAAACUUUGAAGCAAGUUUGAAUGUUGGAAACUCCACAUUUUACUUUGAUGAUGCCAGUUCAACUUCCACAAAACCUCUACAGUUCAGAAAACCUCCUCCACCACCGAUGAAAUCUCAGAAAUCUGAAGAGUUUAUUAGAAAGCCAUCCUUAAAGAAGCCUGCCCCACCGCGACCUGUUGGCCCCAGGAUAGCCCCUGCCCCUCCCAAGACUCCAAUGGUCCCUGAGGCUGUAGUUAAGUCCCAGACCACAGCCAGUCGCCCGGCCCCUGCCAGACCAGGCCCCCUGCCUGCAAGGCCCAAAAGUGGGGCAGUGAGAAGGGACAAACCAGCACCCCCACGACCCAGUGGAAAAACAGCUGGGUCUGAUCUGAUGAGCUUCAGUCCACCAAACUCUACAUUCUAUGUAGCAGAAGAAGUUGAAACAGAAGAAAUCCUGGGUCUGAGGAGUCAGAUUUCUAAUAUUGAGAAGGAUAUUCAGAGUGUUGGCAAAUCCAAAGCAGAGCUUGAGCAGCGGUUGGCUGAUUCUGCUGUAGACGACACUGAACUCCAUGACAACAUUCAGUUCUAUACUGACAACAUUCUGGGCCUCACUAGCGAACUGACAACACUGAGAGAGCGACUUGCUGAGUUAUGUCCGCAAGAGCGUAACAAGAUAGACGAGGAGAAGCUAGUGGCAGCGAGACGGGAACAGGAAAUACGUCAGCGCGAGGAGCAGAAACGGCGUGAGGCUGAGGCAAAGGCAGAGAGGAUGGAGAAGAGGCAGCGUGUGAUUCAGGAGCUUGUACAGACAGAGAGGGACUUCAUCCUGUCGCUGAGUCUCAUCUAUGAAACCUUCCUGGGACCCAAUGCAGAGAAGCAUCCAGACAUGGAUGUUGACCACCUGUGUGGCAAUGUAGAGGAGGUAGCUGAGGUCUCCCAGAAGUUGCUCACCCGCCUGGAGGAUGCCACACAGGGCAAGGACUUCAACCAGACUGUCAUAGGGACCUGUUUUGUGGCACUUGCUGAGGAUAUGAAGAACGUGUACGCCCCCUACUGUAGAAACCAUGACGACGUGAUCACCCUCAUUGAGAAGUAUGAGGCAAUGGCUGAGGUGCAGGCACACAUUGAGCGUCAGCUGGAUCGCCUGCGUGAGGACCACACUGUGUUUGACCUCGGCGCCCUGCUUAUCAAGCCUGUACAGAGGAUCCUCAAAUACCCACUGCUGCUCAGUGAACUUUGCAAGUCGACAGAAGAAGACCACCCAGACAAGACUGAGCUGGUGGCGGCCAUGAACGCUAUGACGGAUGUUGCUCAGGCCAUCAAUGAGUACAAGAGACGCAAGGAUCUUGUGUACAAGUAUAAGAAGGAAACAGAUGUUUCUCUGGGUGACAAGCUCUCCAAACUGAGUCUUCACUCCAUCAAGAAGAAGUCCUCACGAAUUAAGGAGCGUUUUUCUGUAAACCUUGGCUUCAUCGACCAGACGCGGGAUACGUUGUUUGAAAGGGAGGAGACCCGGUAUCGGCAUUUGGAGAAAAGUGUGAGGGUUUUCUUGCGAGACAUGCAGAGUUACGUGGAGGAAGUACAGGCCAUGGUGAACAUCCAGGAGGGUCUGUCAGCGGACAUAGAGGAUUUCUACGCAGAGAAGCGAAGCACAGAGGAGAUACACAAGUACCAGGUGUUAUGUAACACCAUCCACAUGACAUUUCUUCCUAACUUUCAAAUGGAGGUAGAUGACCUGGUAUCUCACCCUCUGACCCAGCUGGUGACCUUGUUUGAGGGGCCAGACAUGGUCAUACAGAAACGCUAUGACAAGCUACUGGACUACGACAACCUUAAGAGGAAGGCUCAGAGUGACAAGGUGUUUGAGAAGCCAAUGCAGACAGCCAAGCAGAACUACGAGGCCCUCAAUGCCCAGCUGCUGGACGACCUUCCCAAGAUGGCUGACCUCGCUACACAACUCUUCCGUGACUGUGUCGGAUCCUUUGUACGAGCCCAGCGAGAGUUCACGGAUAAAAUAGUGCAUGAAAUGUAUACUGUUACUGAGCAGCAACUAGAGUUCCUGAGCGAUGAAGGCAUUGUGGAUCAGUUCAACAUCCGCCACACGGCCAUCGUGGACCGCCUGGCCCAGCUCAGCUUCAUGCCUCGCACAUUCUGCCCCCGAGUUGCAGACGCCAAGCAAGACAAGAAGAACAAACGCAUGUCUCUCGACUCCAACUCUCCCAUGCUGAAAUCUACUGAAGCCGUACCUCAGAUGGACAGUCAGAAGGUCUAUGUGACCCAGCAGUAUGUUGGGGGGAAGUUGUUCCGUGUGACAGAGACACACAUAGCUCAAGACCCCAUGGAUAUCAGCGUGUGUGGGGGUGAUGUGGUGGGAGUCAUCAUGGAGAAAGACCCCAUGGGAAACAAAGAACGAUGGUUUGUGGACAACGGAGCCAUGAAGGGUUUCAUCCCACGCAAGCUGCUGGUAUCAUACCAGUCCUCACCACCACGUCCACACACGGGUUCAAGUCCUGAGCUGAACCUCCGCCUGUCUGCAGGAUCCUGUCAUUACUCCCCCAAGAGAAGCCCCAGUCCAGGUCAUCGUACCUCAGGGAGUGUCCACACACUACAAAGUCUCCAGGAGCUGAAUGACAUGGACUUUGCACUGGAAGAAGAGAUGGUCCCUGACAUUGUAGACACUGGUCCCCCAUCUUACCAGUCUCUGAUUGCAGGACACCAGUCAAUGCAGUUAGCAAACAUUUCAGAGUACCGCCCUAAUGAAUUCAAUGCAGGUAGCCAGUCUACUCAAGCAGAAGACAAUGCAGGGUACCAGCACAACGCAGAAGGGCAUUAUGGGAGUGAAGAUGCAGGAUUGGAAGAUUUACAGCUUUACUAUGCAGAAUAUCCCUUCGAGGCAAGGAACCAGAACGAGGUGUCCAUGUUUGAACACCAGGUUGUCACUGUGAUAGCCGCCCAUGACGAGAAUGGCAACACAGAGUGGUGGUAUGUCGAGGCAGACGGUCACUAUGGUUACGCCCCUGCCAGCUACCUGAGGCCCAUGGAUACACAUGAACAACCAGCUUGAAAUUCAUGUGAACAGUUUAUGAUCAAAUGAGCAACUUCAAAGUUGCAUGAGAUGUUGAUGUUGUUUAAGAGGGUACAAUAUAUUCAUAUUUCAGUCACAAUUGUGUAAUACUAGUUUCCAACUCUGUUUCAAUCCUGUACAAAUGCUAUGUUUGGCCCCACUUAACUAAUGAUGUUGUUUCUCUGUGAUGUCUGGAUUGGAAGCAUACUUUUUACUUAGAUAUAUGCUGCUCACAAUUUGUUUGGUUGUUUUGUCUAAAUCACAUCUCCUGUUCAGAUUUUUUUUAUAGAUAAUAUGAUUUCCAUGACUUACCUCAAUACUUGAGCAGAUCUGAUAGAAUCACCACAUUAAGUCCAUAAUUAAAACCAAAAUUUCAUUCUUCAUGGCCUUUAUGAUAAAAGAAAUCUUGCAGAAUGGAUUGGUUGAUAUGCCUGUUAAAGUUCCUGACUUUGGUCAAUAUCAAGUUUAAAUAAAAUAACCCAGUCUUACAAAAAUACAUAGUGAAAGCCAUCUUGCAUUUAACGUUUUCAUAUGAAUAGUUUUUUCCCCAUUUAUUCAGGCAAAUUUUUUAUUGUGUAUGUGUUUUAAUUGUUUGAUGAAUUUAUAUCAUCUUUUUCUAUUUUCAAAUACUUUAUUGCUGUAUCUGCUUGACGUUAUAAUGUUAUUAUCCUUUUCCUGUGGAUGUAAUUUGAGUUCAUUGUCAGAAUUAUAUUUAUAUGUUUGUUUUUCUUGUUGUUGUUUUGCUAACAAUAUUCUUACAAACAGAUCAUUAGAUAUUGCAUAACAUAUAUUAUCAAAUUUAUCUAACAUUCAAACGAUAAUCUGCAAUAUAGAUCAUCCUCCCCGUACUAUCCCCAUGUUCAUUUUAAGGGCUACAUUAAGUGGAUCUCAAGUUUUCUCUUUAGCAAAAGUAAUAUAUAUUAUUGGAAAAAAAACUCACGAAAAAUAAGUUUAGCUUUUAUUUGCAGUUAUAGGCUAAGGCAACACAUAAAACGGUGAACUCAGCUAAUGCAGUCACUCAUCUUUGUGUUCUGAAUGAAUGAUGAAAAUAAGAGAUAAUUGAAUUGGAGGAGACCAUUUACUGGUAAACAGCAAACAUUUCCAGCAGCGGAUAAUGUAAAUUAAACCUUCACUGUUUUUCAGCUACGUUAUACAUGUCAUUUCUUUUUUUUUGCUCUUAAGUUUUGUGAUGAUCUUUUUACAAAGGUACCGGUAAUCGUUUGUUUUGAUUUAUUCUGAUCACUGUAUACUGAUACUCUGAUGCAGCAUAAUAUAAGUUACAGACUUUCUAGAAAUCAUAAUAUUGCAUUCCACAUCAUGUCAAGUUGUAUCAACCACAGCAUGUCCAUUUGGACGUCGUUAAUAUUUGUACUAUAUGUCUCAAGACAUUUCACCAGAGCCUAUACUGUGAUCUUGUAAGUCUUCAAGACACUAACAAGGGUUUACACAUUAAAAUAUGCAACAACAAACAUGUAAACACCCUCUGCUUAUUAUGGACAACACUUUCCGUUUUUUGGAAUUUUUCAUUAAAAGGGACUCUUCUAAACAUAAUUUUGAUCAACCUGUGAAGACUUCACAGACUUAACAUUGACAAUACUAUACACACAUGCUUUGAUGAUGUGUUCCCUGAGACCUGCUCAUAUAUAAAAAGAUACUGUGAGCUAUUAACUUGUAAACUUUUAAUUACACGCAAAUGUUCAGAGUUUAAUUUAGUUCUUUCUGUAUAAUGUGUGUGCUCCUUUAAUUUUUAUUUCAAACAAAACAAAACUCAACAGCCAAUACUAUGUUUUCACUAUUCACCAGUUAACAUCCCUUAUAUGCAUGUUUUGACUAUUCUGUACUGGAAAUGCUGAUACUUUUCAAUGUGCAUUUCAAUAUAUAUGUGAGUAUGCAUUUACUUGAUUUUGUAUUUGUUUGCUAAUGAGAAAACUUACAUCACUCCAACUCAUUUUAUCCUUGUUGCACAAUCAUAUAAUUGUAAUUGUUGCUGCCUUUAUGAUGUAUGAGAUUAAAGAUGCUUGUCAAUGUGUAACACACUGUAUAUCAUAUUAAAUGAGAUAUCACUGUUUUGUUUAAAAAAUUUACAAAGGUGUGAAUACGUCUUGUUUUAUGAUAUUACUGAUAUAUGAAUCAAUUUAUAUGUUAAUAUUGUGGUUUUUUGAGGGGUGAAAUCAUAACAGGUCAUGCGGAUCACAAAGCUCUCUUGGUAGCUCAUUUUUGCAAUGUUUUUUACAUGUGGACUGCUGAAUGCCUUAUAUAUUUUUGUGAUAAAAUAACUGUCUUUAACUCGUUGUUUUAUCAGCACAUUACUGUAUGAAAACUAUUUUGUAUCAAAGGCAUGUUUCGUCCAAACCUUAAUGUAUCGGUAAGCUAAUCCUGGUUAGUGUGCAUAGUUUUCCGCAGCAUGAAAUAUGAAUGUGGUUUUUUCUCACACAGAGUCAGCUUAGAGAACUGCAUUUUAAUUAAUCAUGUAAACUUAGAUUUGUUGGGAAAUGUACCAACCAUUUUGAAAUGGUUAUUCUUAUUUUUAUUUAAGAUGGAAAUAUUGCAUAAAGCUUUAAAAAAAACUACAACAAAUUAGUAAAAUAACAGUAUGACAUGUUUGUUAAUGCUUUAGGUUGUAAUUUAUGUGCAGCUAUGAUCUUCAGAAUACACAUUUAUAUAAUAGUAUUAUUUGAAAAAACGUUUUAUGAACAUCAUCAAUCAUCGGAUUUUAGCUCGACUAUUAUAUAUGAAAUAUAUAUAGUGGAGCUAUCCUACUCACCCCGGCGUUAGCGUAAGCGUGCAAAUGUUUAAAGUUUGCGUAAUACCCCAAAUAUUUCCUAUGUCCUUUGACAUAUUGCUUUUAUAUUUUGCAUACUUCUUUACCAACAUGACCCCAAUCUAAAAACAACAGCAGACAACUGUAUCAAGCUUUUUGACAGAAUUUUGGCCCCUUUUAUACUCAAAAUAUGCAUAUUAUUGAUAAAUCUAUGUUAAAGUUUGCGUACCACCUCAAAUAUUUUCUAUGUCUUUUGACAUAUUGCUUUCAUAUUUUGCAUUUCUUUACCAACAUGAUCCCAAUCUAUAAACAAGAGCAGACAACUGCAUCAAGCGUUUUGACAGAAUUAUGGCCCCUUUUAUACUUAGAUAAUUGAACAUUUUGCUUAAAUUGCCAUAACUUCUUUAUUUAUGAUCACAUUUGAUUCAUACUUUGACAAAACAACACUUACCUGACAUACCACAAUGCACUCCAACCAAACCAUCCCCCAUGCCCCUCCCCAGAAUCCCCCUCAUCGAAAAAAAUAAUUUGUUUUUCCUUAUUUUUGAAAGAUCAUCUAUUAAAUGUCCACACACACACAUUAUACCCCCCCCCCCCUCCCCCCCUCUCUCCAUGAUGACUUACCUUAUACUGUCAAGCGCUCGAAUAGUCAAGCGCGCUGCCCUCUGACAGCUCUUGUUGUUUCUGUUGUUGUUACAUGAUGUUACCUUCUUGUGAUGUUAAAUGGCAUUGUGCAAUUUUGUCUGGUUUGGUACAUUUCUAUGGGUUGAUUCUGAUGUAAUGUGAUUCUUUCUUUUGCAAAGUUGUUAUUGUCUAUUUUAGGCUGAAACUGCAUACCCUCCUAUUGUUGUUUUGGCGAGUGACAUAUUGCUGGAUUUGUCAUUAAAGAUUUAAGAAAUAAUAUUUUUCUAUCAUGGUUUGUUGUCGAAUAACCCACAGUAAGGAGUAUAGAUGCGUAGGAUUUAAAUCACGAGUGCGAAGCACGAGUGAUUUGAUAACAUGCAUCUAUACAACUUACUGUGUGUUAUUCGACAACAAACCAUCACAGAAAAAUAUUAUUUCGAUUCUAACACGAUUCUGAUUGAUUUGGUCCAAGCUUUAGGACGUGAACUAUAUUUUUCAAUACUCCGCCCAUCUUAGUACAAAGUUCACUAUUUUGUGACGUCAUUGAAUUUUACAAACAUAUGACGUCGUUUUCAUUCAUAAAUAUUUUGCAAAUGACGUCACUUUCAUUGAAAACAACAAUCGUAGAAACUUAAUGACGUCACGUUUAUUGAUGCUACUGAAAAGCUGACAUGCUUUAAAUGUUUUCUGAAUAAUGUUUCCUAACAAAUAACAUUCUUUGUAGGCGUGGUUAUGCCACUUAUCAUUAAAUAUACAAUUUGUUGUUUCAUUACAUUUUUAUACAUGCUACAUUUAUUGCAUUUCUUUUAGAGCGGGUUUUAGCACGUGCAUUUUACUGCAUUAUUUUCUUUAUUUAUUCGGAACUAUUUUCGAAACAUGAAGCUCCGCCCAUAAGUUAUUGCAGAAUAACCCACACUUGAUUUCCUUCUUUGUCUAUAGAAAACAAGUCGCGUGCCGUGUUAGAAUAUGCGUUAUAAUCCUGUGCAGAGAUGUAACAAAAUUCUAUUGUGGAUUUGUUUCAUAGGGUAAUGAAAGCAUAUUUUGAUCUUAUUUUACAUUAUACUGGUGAAAUGUUACUGUUACUGUAUUUCGCUACUGUUCAAGGGGUAUUUUAUCAUGUCAAGGUGAUAUUAAGUUCUGAAUUGAACAGCACUAUGUUCGUUUUAAGACAAUGUGAAUAUUGCUUUAUAAUAGUUUGCUGUGAUGUUCUUUAAGUCUAUGUUUCAAUAUUUGUUGUACUGGAAUUCUCUUUGAGCAGCAAACUUGAUUCACUAAGUGUAAAACUGGUAUUAUUGCUUUAGUCUGCAAAGCUUGCUAUCCUUUAAAAACUGUUUAUGUACUCCAACAUUAUGUUAUGUUGUCAAACAUAAUGUACUUUGUUUGCUAUUACAAUGGCAGGCAUAGUGUCCUGUUUGGUCUGGUAAAUUAGUGAAUAUUUUUAAAUAUUAUUCCACGUCGUGCGAUUAUAGGUCUUAUGCUAAAUGUUUUUGGGAAGUCUAGUAAGGAUUACCCAUUUCCAUUAAUGAAAUCACAAAACUUGCUUGACUUUAUAACAGACAGGGUAGCUCCUGACCAGACUUCUCAGGCUGGUCUGUCUUUAUGCUGGUCGCAUAAGACCCAUUUUAGCAUGAUGCAGCUCCUUUUAAUGAUGUUGUAUUUAAAUGUUGAAUCAUUCCAAUCCUACAAUUCAGUCUGCUGAUUUGUAUUCUCUUGUAGACAGCUUUGUGAUAUUCUUUUUGUCCCCAACCGGUUUCAUCGGAGGGGACUUAUGGUUUUCGCUCUGUGUGUCCGUCGGUCCGUCAGUCCGUCGGUCCGUCAGUCUGUCACACUUUUCUGGAUCCUGCGAUAACUUUAAAAGUUCUUAAUAUUUUUUCAUGAAACUUGAAACAUGGAUAGAUGGCAAUAUGGACAUUAUGCAUGUCAUUUCAUUUUGUUCCUACGCCAAAAAUUCUGGAUGCUAAUGCAACAAAACCCCCCCCCCAAAAAAAAAAAUCUGACAAUGGUGGAAUUUCUGACAAUGAUGGAGCCCGUAGGAGACCAUAUUGCUUGACAAUAGCCUUGUUUUAUUUUAUUAAAUGUUUUACAUUGUUUACUCAAAACAUUUUUUUUUUGUAUUAUGCUAAUAUUUAGUACAUUAUUGUUCAAUUAAAUUCACACAAUAUAUUGUUAAUACAGCAAAUCAGCAGUGGUAAAAAUUUAGUGAUCACUUUAAUAAGAAAGCUCGACCCUCUGAACUUAAUUAUCCCGAAGUUGCUAAGAGUUCACAAAUAAUCCAUAUUAAUUUGCAUGUAUUGCAUGUAUUGACAUAUCCGAAUAUAGACAUAGAUUUAUGUAUAGUUUAAAUGUUAAAUUAACCAAGUAAUCAUUUUGACUGUGUAUUCAUGUAUGAUGAGCUAAAUUAAAUCAAGCAUUCACAUAAAAACACACACAUUAUACAAAUUCGACUUACAAACAUGUCAUGGUGUAAUGCAAUGAGUUACAAACUCACUACUUUGUACAUCCUGCAACAUUUGUCAUGUUACUGUUAAAAUGUUUGUGAUAUUGCCUUUAGCACCUUUCCAUUCAUAUUUAUAAACACUCAUUAUAAUAAUAAAUAUUCUAUUAUUUGAUGUUGCUUUGUUGAGAUACUGAAACCUAAUUUUUUAGGUAUCCAGACAAUCGCUCCCACGGACAAUCUCUCAUACGCUUAUUUGGACAACCCGGACAGUCGCUCCUACAUUACUUUGACAACCUGGACAGUCGCUCCUACAUUACUUUGACAACCCAGACAGUCGCUCCUACAUUAUUUUGACAACCCGAUGAUACAUAAUUUGCCAUCGGUAGUGGACUACUUUGACGCUUACUAUGUAUAUCUGGUGCGUAUUUUCCUUUCUGUAGAUUGGUGUGCAUUAUAUUAUAAAUACACGUUAAAUAAAGAACAACAUUUCAACUUC
This is a messenger RNA of Dreissena polymorpha, 11782 nucleotides long. Its product is annotated as dynamin-binding protein-like. The record is from RefSeq and is a predicted model, not a curated record. Gene Ontology annotation, molecular function: guanyl-nucleotide exchange factor activity; protein binding. Gene Ontology annotation, cellular component: cytoplasm. Lineage: Eukaryota; Metazoa; Mollusca; Bivalvia; Myida; Dreissenidae. The coding region runs from base 224 to 5464 and encodes 1746 amino acids. The transcript is spliced from 20 exons. Gene Ontology annotation, biological process: intracellular signal transduction.